Molecule: messenger RNA, 8190 nt
Organism: Mirounga angustirostris (Northern elephant seal)
Lineage: Eukaryota; Metazoa; Chordata; Mammalia; Carnivora; Phocidae
Gene: TASOR
Product: transcription activation suppressor
Exons: 24
Coding region: 263-4831 (1522 amino acids)
Biological process (GO): negative regulation of gene expression, epigenetic; protein localization to heterochromatin
Cellular component (GO): nucleoplasm; heterochromatin
Molecular function (GO): chromatin binding
Source: RefSeq, a predicted model, not a curated record
CCCCGACGCGAGCACGUUGAGUGGCGGGGCCGGCAGAAGAACUGUCCGAGCGAGGAGCGGCACCUGGGACGGGCGGCACGGUUGGGGCGCCAGCUUGGGGCCUCCGAGAGGCUGCUGGGCCGGGACCGCGCCUCGCGGCCACGGGGGGAAGGGAGUGGGUGGGCUGAGAGCAGCUUGGUGGCGAGGCCGGCCCGCCGCCCCUUCCCCCCACCCCCGCCGACCUUGCCGGCAGAAGCUUCCCGGAGCUCGUCACGCCGGCGCGAUGGCGACUGCUGGGGAGACGGAGGCCUCUCCGCCGACGGAUGCGAGCUGGGAAAGUGGCGGCGGCGGAGACGACGAGAUGAAGCAGGCGCUUCCGGAGCUGGAGUCCUCCCCACAAAAUGGCGGCGGCGGCGGCGGCGGCGGCGGCCGCCGCCUCAGCAUCGCGGAGCCCGGCGGCGGCGCCGGGCCUGAGGAGACCGCUGCGGCCUCGGCCGCCCCGAGCGUCAGCCACGAGCAGCCUCAGGACUCGUCUGAGGCGGGCGCAGCCGCUCUCCUCAAAGGCCCGGAAGAGCCCGAAAGACCCGUUAGGAGGAGUUUUCAGAUCCCCAGGAAGAGCAGAGAAAAGAAAGCACUUUUUCAGCCAUUAACUCCAGGCACUCGAGAAUUUGAAGAUGUUCUAAAUAUUCUCCAUUCAUCUUACCUUGAACCAACCUCAGUAACAAAUUUUAACUACAAACGUGCUUGCUUGAUACAUAAUGAACUUUUGGAAAAGGAGUUCACAGAAAAGCGAAGAGAACUGAAGUUUGAUGGUCGUUUAGAUAAAGAACUUUCAGAAUCCUAUGCAUUUCUUAUGGUUGAUCGAUACCAGGUCCAAAGCAUAUGUGAAAAAGGAUUACAAGUGGGCCAGUCCAAAAUAACAAUUCUUGGCAGUCCUUCCAUGGGUAUCUAUCUUUCUAGGUAUGCUGAUUUAUUACAAGCUAAUCCUUUGGAACCUGGGGCAGUGGGCGAUGUUGUUAUUUUUAAAAUAAUGAAGGGUAAAAUAAAGAGUAUAUACGACCCCAUGGGUGUUAAAAGUUUGGAAUCUAUAUUAAAUAAAAGUGCUUUGGACCCAACACCAAAGCAUGAAUGUCACGUGUCAAAGAAUGCCAAUAGAGUUACAUCACUUUUGGCUUACAGAGCCUAUGAGCUUACUCAGUAUUAUUUUUAUGAGUAUAGCUUUGAUGAACUCAGGCGAAGACCAAGACAUGUAUGUCCAUAUGCGGUUGUAUCUUUUACUUACAAAGAUGAUAUACAGACUCCAAAGUUUGUGCCUUCAUCAAGAUCUAACAGUUUCAAUGCAGAUAGAAACACAGAUAAAUUUAACUACACCUUGUGGAAAGGACAGCUUUUAAAUAAAGGAAAGCUUUUGUGUUAUAUUUCUCUGAGGUCAGCCACUCGUGCUUUUUUGCCUAUCAAGCUUCCUGAAAAGUUAGAUGUUGAAACAGUUAUGAGUAUUGAUCAUCUGAAACAGAAAAUCCCUCCAGCGCUGUUUUAUAAGGAAACAUACUUAGGUCCAAGUGAAGUUUUGAAGAAUGGAAUGUAUUGCAGCCUUUAUGAAGUUAUAGAAAAAACAAGAAUUGGAAGUAACAUGGAGAGUUUACUACAAAAACUAGAGAAAGAAAAACUUGUUCUUGUUAAACCUUUGGGAGACCGCGGAUACCUUUUUCUUCUCUCUCCUUGUCAAAUGGUUUCUCCAUAUGAACAUCAGACUGCCAAGUCUCGAGUGCUACAUGCUUUAUUUCUAUUUCAAGAACCUAGAGGCAUAGUUACUUCACAAAAAGGUUCAACUAAUGCAACACCACAGAAGAGACAUGAGAGCAUGACAGAUGUAUUAAAAAUAACUCAGUUUUUACAGUUUGCUUUGAUUCAGUGUCGAAAGGAAUUCAAAAAUAUAAAUACUAUAAAUUUUCAUUCUGUUGUUGAAAAAUAUGUAAAUGAAUUUUUUAAGCGAGGUUUUGGUUCAGGUAAACGAGAGUUUAUCAUGUUUCCAUACGAUUCACGAUUAGAUGAUAAAAAAUUCUUAUACUCAGCUCCAAAAAAUAAAUCCCACAUUGAUAAUUGUUUGCAUGCCUAUAUUUUUCGGCCUGAAAUGUAUCAGUUACCAAUUUGUAAAUUAAAAGAGCUUUUUGAAGAAAAUAGGAAACUUCAACAGUUCAGUCCACUCUCAGAUUAUGAAGGCCAAGAAGAAGAAAUGAAUGGUACAAAAAUGAAAUUUGGAAAACGAAAUAACUCAAGGGGUGAAACCAUUAUACCUAGAAAGCAGAAGUCCUCUCACUCUUUGGAUUAUGAUAAGGAUAGAGUCAAAGAAUUGAUUAAUUUAAUUCAGUGUAGGAAAAAAAAUGUGGGUGGGGACUCAGACACGGAAGAUAUGAGAAGCAAAACUGUCUUGAAGAGGAAGCUUGAGGAUCUACCUGAAAAUAUGAGAAAGCUCGCCAAAACCAGUAAUUUAUCUGAAAAUUGCCAUCUGUAUGAAGAGUCUUCGCAGCCUGUUGGCUCUCUUGGGCACGAUGUUGAUUUGAGACAGCAGCGGCAGGAUACCUCUAACUCCGGUGUUGCUGAUAUCCAUCGGCUGUUUAAUUGGCUAUCAGAAACACUGGCAAAUGCACGUCAUUCUGAUGCAUCCUUGACAGACACAGUCAACAAAGCCCUAGGAUUGAACACUGAUGACGCCUGUGAAGAGCUGAGGCAAAAGCAUGAGUAUGAGUUGAACUCUCCCCCAGAUAAGAAAGAAUAUGAGCAGCCUACUUGUGCAAAAAUGGAAAAUGUGCAUUUUAAGGGCACUCAGAGCCCAUUGCUAGAAGUUGAUACAUCAUUGUUAAAGUAUCCUAUUGCUGUUUCUACCAGUGAAGCAGGCACUGACCAUAAACUACAUUUGAAAGAAGAUCCAAAUUUAAUUAGCAUGAAUAAUUUUGAAGAUUGCAGUUUGUGUCCCACUGUUCCCAUUGAACAUGGAUUCCGCAGACAAUCUAAGUCAAAUAAUGUCGAAGAGACUGAAAUACAUUGGAAACUAAUUCCAAUUACAGGAGGGAAUGCAAGAAGCCCAGAAGACCAGCUGGGGAAACAUGGUGAGAAACAAACACCAGGUAUGAAAUCACCAGAAGAACAACUGGUGUGUCUGCCACCACAGGAGGCCUUUCCUAACGACCCCCGGGUAAUAAGUAGACAGCGAGGUUCUGAUUACCAGUUUCAAUCCUCUCCAUUUACAGACACACUGAAGGGCACCACUGAGGAUGACGUGGUGACAGGUCAGGUGGUGACAGUGGAGGAGCAGUGUGUGCCAGCAGCAGAGCCGCCCACAAUGAGUGAGACCACAGAGAGGACAGUGUUAGGAGAGUACAAUCUCUUUUCUAGGAAGAUAGAAGAGAUUCUGAAGCAAAAGAAUGUUUCAUAUGUCAGUAGAAUUUCCACACCUGUUUUUUCAACACAAGAGAAGAUGAAACGGCUUUCUGAGUUCAUAUGUUCUAAGACUUCCAAAGCUGGUGUACAGGAGUUUGUAGAUGGCUUGCAUGAGAAACUAAAUACUAUUAUUAUCAAAGCAUCGGCCAAGGGUGGGAAUUUGCCACCAGUCAGUCCUAAUGAUUCUGGUAGUAAGAUAGCAUUGAAUCCUCUGGGAAAGGCUGUCCUACCAGUUUCCUCAAGUGACUUCAACAGUAAACAGCUCCUUGAGCCACUUUGUAGUGAUACUUUGAAAGACAGCAACUCCAGUGAGCAGCAUUCCUCUUCAACUUUGGGUUUAACCGAAGUAGAAGUGAACCAGCCACACCAUGCUACAGAGCUGAUGGUGACUUCUGAUCAUACUGUACCUGGUGAUACUGCCCGGGAACCAGUAGAAAAAGAAACAACAAAAUCGCCCAGUGAUGUAAACAUUUCUGCCCAACCAGCUCUUUCAAAUUUUAUAAGCCAGUUAGAACCUGAAGUAUUUAACAGUUUGGUUAAAAUCAUGAAAGAUGUCCAGAAAAAUACUGUGAAAUUUUAUAUUCAUGAAGAAGAAGAGAGUGUGCUCUGUAAAGAAAUAAAGGAAUAUCUUAUCAAAUUAGGCAAUACAGAAUGUCAUCCAGAACAGUUUUUGGAAAGAAGAUCAAAAUUAGAUAAACUAUUGAUUAUUAUUCAGAAUGAAGACAUUGCAGGUUUCAUUCACAAGGUACCUGGCUUGGUGACUUUAAAGAAGCUGUCUUGCGUUAGUUUUGCUGGUGUUGAUAGUCUGGAUGAUGUUAAAAAUCAUACAUAUAAUGAAUUAUUUGUAUCUGGCGGUUUUAUUGUGUCUGAUGAAUCCAUUCUAAAUCCAGAAGUUAUCACAAUUGAGAACCUUAAAAAUUUUUUGACAUUCCUCGAAGAACUCAGUACUCCGGAAGGAAAAUGGCAAUGGAAAGUCCACUGUAAAUUUCAGAAAAAACUAAAGGAAUUGGGCAGAUUGAAUGCUAAAGCUCUAAGUCUGUUGACACUUCUGAAUGUCUAUCAGAAGAAACAUCUGGUUGAAAUUUUGUCAUACCACAAUUGUGAUUCACAAACUCGAAAUGCUCCAGAAUUGGAUUGCCUUAUCAGACUUCAGGCUCAGAACAUACAGCAACGACACAUAGUCUUUCUAACAGAAAAGAACAUCAAGAUGCUUUCCAGUUAUACAGAUAAUGGAAUAGUGGUUGCGACUACUGAAGACUUUAUGCAAAACUUUAAAAAUCUUGUGGGCUAUCACAACUCAAUCACAGAAGAAAACCUUCCACUGCUUGGUGCUAAUGAGAAUCUUGAGUCACAGUCAGAUGCUGUUUUGACAUUAACCCCUUUGGAGCUGGGAGUUGGGAUUUCCCAACAUUAAACGUGAACACAUUUCGCAGAAGCUUUUAGCAUCGGAUUAUCUGGACAUUCACACCUAGUGUGAGUGUUGUGACUAAGUGAACUUGUGGCAGAAGACCAAGCUUUAAGGGAUUGUGGACUUGCAGACCCUGACGCAUUAUAUUGUGUGAGUAGUGUAUAAUUUUAAAACUUAAACAAAUUGUGUAUUUCAAUAGAGGAGGACUUUUUGUUUUUUAAAUGUAGCUCUUUUAGAAAACGAUGAAAAGGAUGAAGAGGAUAUGUCUCUGGAUUCAGGGGAUGAAAUCUCACAAAUAGAAGUAUGCAGCAAUUUUCAUUCAGAAAUAUUGGCGAAAGAGACCAAAGGAUCACGUGGAACAGAUCAAAAUAAGAAUAUUCAAAUUGAGUUGCAAUCGUCUCUUGACGUGCAAAAAAGUUUAUUAGAAGAUAAGACUUAUCAAAUUGAUUCUGAAGAGAGCGCUUCUGUUGCUAUAGUAUGCUCUGAAGGAGAGAACAGCAGUGCAACUGAACAAGAUUCAUAUAGCAACUUUCAGGUUUAUCACAGUCAAUUAAAUAUGUCCCAUCAGUUUAGUCAUUUUAAUGUUCUCACUCAUCAGACAUUUCUGGGGACACCAUAUGCCCUUUCAUCAAGUCAGUCUCAAGAAAGUGAAAAUUACUUUUUAUCUGCUUACACUCAAAGCUUGGAUAGAGCUAAAUCUCCAUCUCCAUUAAGUUGGGGGAAAAGUGAUUCUUCCAGGCCCUUUUCAAAAGAGAAAUAAUUAUAGUAACUUUUUUUUUUUUGAAAUAGGUUGUUACGAACUUUUUCUGUUAUAAGUGAAUUAACAAUUUAUAUUUCAUUCUCUAAACAAAACGUUUCUUGUCCUUCCUCAAUGUUUUUUUUCCUCUUAUUUAAAUCAUGAUGGCCUGUAACAGUUGAAGCAUCUGAAAAUUGAAAUAAAUAUAUAUAUUUUUAACAUAUAUUGUACUUGAAUUAUCUCAUGUUGGCACUUUUUAAGUUUUACAAAUAUAUGUUACCUGUACUUGGGCUUCAAAUUGAAGCCUGUUUUAUAUAUAAAAUUAGACAAUUUGCAAAAGGAUAGUGAACAAUGCCUUUUCUUUUUCUCCCCCCCGGUCAGAUGAUACCAACUACUUUUGCUGAAGUGACAUACCAGUCGACUAUUGUUAAGCUUUUGUAUAGUGUUUAUACAGGUAUAAGCCAGUGAUGUCAAUAGAUAUAAAGGAUUUUGGCUCAAUACCUCAAGAUUUAUCUAACAAUGAAUGCAGUUUCAGUUUAGAUGAUAAACUAUGUAACAUAAGACUUAGGACUUAAUGCCAGGCAGCAUUAUUUUUAUCUUUAGGCUUAGCCAUCUAAAAAUUGCCUAUUGGUAAAAUUUUGGGUCAACCUUUUAUUUGAGGUGUUUGAUGAUUACAAUUUUCAAUGCUUAGUAUGGUCCUUGACUUAACCAAAUGCAAUUUCAUAUUUCCAAAAGAUGGGCUUCUGUUAUAUUAAAGGCACUGAACAAAUCUGGAACAACUCUGCUAUAGAUUUUUGAAUUCGUAGUCUUAGAAAAAUGUAAGUAUAUUUUUGAGGUGGUGAAAAUUUAAGUGCUUUACUAAAAAUAACAAUUCACAGAUAAAGUAUAUGGUCAAUUUUAAAACCGUAUCUAUUGCUAAUAACUGUCUGCAUUAGAAAUGCAAACUUGUAAAAUGUUUUUGUAAAGUCCUAAAAACAGGAAUUAUAGAAAAGAAAUACUGAGCUAUUUUAAAGUUGAGAUGUGUUAAGUCAGACCUUCCUUUGGCCCCUCAGAAGAACUUGGAAGAGUUCUAACCUCUUAAAUCUUUUUAUAGAACAAAUACCUAAGUGGUAUUUCAGUAAUAAGCUACGUAAGUGUAGAAGAACGUGGUCUGUGAACAGGUCAGAAACCUGUCUUAAGGUAAGUAGAAAGUGUUUAAAUACCUAGAUUGUGAUAGAGCAGAAAAUGUUUUUUUACUAACCUUUACAAAAAUGUCUGUUUUAUUGUAAAAAACAUAUAUACACAGCGUUGUACUACAUAAUGUACAAGUUUUAAAUAAGCAUUUUUAAAAUAAAUCCAGGUUAUUUGGAAAAUACAGUUAUGCAAUGAACACAUUUUAUAAUUCAGAAGCAACAAAUGUGAAGGAUUUGAUAUUCUACAUUUAAAACGAAGAAUUAAAAUUCUCUUCUUGAUUUGCAGCUAAAGGCAUGAGAUUAGUUUCCAACUCCCUUUGCUUCUGGAGAAGGCCCUGAAAUCACAUUGAUAUGUUAGGAAGCAGCAAACUUGCAAAUUAUUCCUAUUUUACAUUACAGUCCUGCUAAUCCAGAAUUAUAUUUACUUUACUUUGAAAACCUGUAAUCAAUCAGUUCAGUUACUUGGCCAUAGCUUUAUCUUUGUCACGUUGAAUUUUAACCACUCAAAAGACCUACAUCAGACUUUCUCACUUGGAUAUUGUGUAGCUAUUACAUACGUGUAAGAUUAUGUUUUUAGUAUAAAAACCAAUAAGGAUGACUCUUCCAAGUCUCCGUAACUAUGGGGCUGAAAUCCCCUAAAGGCUCUUAAAAUGGUAAUGAGACACACUGAAGGAGUCUCCCUUAAAUAACAUCCAGUUUAUCUUGACUGCACUAACCUUAGUGGCUUAGACAAGGCCCUGCUGAAAUAAGAUGUGGCUACUAUACAGGUGGGUCACUAUAUACAUGGUAUAUAUUCCUGCCUCUUGACCUCACAACUUUUACCUCUAUUUAAAAAAGUGCCUUGUCACUUUAAUGGAAAAUUGGAAAUAUUACUGCUUGUUACAUAAUCUAUAUGUAACCAAAGCUAGCAUUAAAGAACUAAAGGAUACUUUCUAUAUAAUUGUUAUUGUGAUUUUCUAGCUCUUUGUGAACAAAUUGGGUAAGCAACACUUGAAUCGACAAUUUGAAAUGCAAGAGGCAUAUGUAAAUGACUGGACAUGAAAAAGGGCACUCCUAAAGUGGCAGUUUAUUUUUCCUAAGAUUGGGGAUAGGUAUUUAAAGGCCAGCUGAUAAAGGUGCUGAUAGCCUUAAAUAUUGAAUGUGUUACUAGAUUUUAUUUUUGCCUGAGCAAGCUAAUGAGAAGUGACAAUAACUGAUGAUCUGGGAGGAGGAGAUGUAUGUAGUCUGAUGGGUAAGACGUUACGUGUAUACUUUCACACCAAAUUUUAUUAUUCUUUGGGACUUGCAUCAAUAUUCUGAACACUGCCAACACAUUCAAUUAAAAAAAAAACAACUGCAUUACUAAGAAUUUAUUAAAGCAUAAUUUUGUAUUUUCUGUCUUGAGUUUUAGGGUUUAUUUCAUGUUUACCCUUUCAAAUGUAUGUUUUUCAUUAAAUAAAACUGUCUUAAUAUUACAA